This is a messenger RNA of Vanderwaltozyma polyspora DSM 70294, 651 nucleotides long. RefSeq lists its product as uncharacterized. The transcript has a single exon. The record is from RefSeq and is a predicted model, not a curated record. The coding region runs from base 1 to 651 and encodes 216 amino acids. Lineage: Eukaryota; Fungi; Ascomycota; Saccharomycetes; Saccharomycetales; Saccharomycetaceae.
AUGGAUGAACCAUUGGAGAUAAUAGAAUCUAAUAACCCUCAUGCAAAUGAUCCAGCAUAUCAGGAGAAUCUUAUGUCAUUUUUAGAGGCAUUCAAGAAGGCUUUAUCUGGUAAUUUAGUAGUGCUGGGAGUAGAUAUCGAUACUAACGAGAUUAUAACGGUUGCAGAACUUCUCAAAAUCCCUAAAGAGUAUAUGAAAUGCAUAUUUCUAGCCUUAUAUUAUGUUGAUAGACAAACACAAAAGUUUGGUAUUGGGAUAUUGGAUGAAUUUGAAUGGAUUAAACCAAUUGAAACCGUGGUAAUGCUUUUAUCUGAUCCACUACUACACCUGCAAUUGGCUAAUAAAAAUAUAGAUGGUACUAUAUAUAUCAAAGAUAUGGAGAAAUAUUUUUCCAGACUUGAUCUUAUGCCAUCUAGUAAGAUGCUAGAUGGUACAAACUCAUCAAAAAAUCGGAAACAAGUAGUAAGAAUAGGUUUAGAAGGAAUUAGAGGUGAUGGCAAGGAAGAGUUGAGUAGCUUUUUAAAGCUAAUGAGAUCAUAUAAUGAGUUCAAGCAACAUUACCCUUUCAAUACCAGAUUUGCUUUGAUUUUUACAAAUGAAACAAAUAAUGACAGCAUUGAAGGUCUAUCAGAUGCUGUUGAAGCCAUAUGA